AUGUAUAUAUUAGCACUAACCCGCCUGUCUAAAUGUGGUUUGUUCUUAUUUGUGGCAUUAGGACUAGCCAGGCGGUUGCAGCUGUCUAAAUUAGUAGACAAGGCGGCUUGGGAUGAAGUUUUGGAACUGCUCCAAACAACGCAAAUCCACGCAUUCGUUGCCGUGACAUCCUAUGGCCAACAGGAUACUAUCAAAGAGUUAGUACUCUUACAGACGCUGAUAGACCACGAGAAGACUGCUAUACUAGAGACGCUUGUGCGUAGACACCCGGCCUUCUGGCAUGAAGCCAACUGCUGCUCUGUGUCUGUGGUACUGGAGUACUUCAAUGCUCGAUCGGACUUCGAUGUGAUGGAAACUCUGCUCAUUAAUGUGGACGCCUCCAGUAGACAGCCGGAAGACCCAGGACCCUGUCUCAAGGGCAAACUCGAGGUGGUGACCACGUACCUGAAAAUAGCCAGAAAUCAGGACAAGACCAGUUCAGAUUUGCCUUUACAGGGAAGCGCAGGUCCCUCUGCGCUCCAUCUUGCUGCCCAAAGCGGUAACGUCCCAGUCAUGCGAACAUUGCUGGUCAAUUUAGCUUCAGUUGACAACAACCGAUGGGUUAGCACCUGCAUGAGCCCCUCACCACGCACACCACUCUCUAUGGCAGCCAAGCAUGGGCAUGUGGAGGCUAUUGAACUGCUUCUCUGGCACAAGGCCAAUUGCGAUGGGGUUGGUCCUGACCAGUACUCCCCGCUACGGUUUGCCGUCACCGGGGGUCACGUGUCGGCCGCCCGUGUGUUGCUUGAGCAAGGCGCUCAGGUUCGUUGGGAGGGUAUGACUUCCCCACUGCAACUAGCUGUUGAGACAAGUGAUCUGGAUAUGGUACAGCUACUGAUUGCGUAUGAGGCCGAUGCUUGCGAGAGAUGGUCAAUUCCGAUGUACAGUGUGCUACAGGAGGCUAUCAAGCUGUGUGGCGAGCAAAACGAGGCCAAAGGUGGGCCCAUAAAUAGUGCCGAAGGUGCACUGGAAGUGAAACCAGAGGACCAAGCCGAACGCAGCCCCGAAGAGAGCGACAGAAUCAGAAUCGUGCGUGUGCUGCUGCAGUGUGGCGCAGACCCCAACAUAGUAGACAAGGAGUCAGGAACGGCACCGUUGCAUACCGCAAUAAAAAAUGUGAACAAUGCAGCCGUCGUGGAGAUGCUCAUCGAUUAUGGGGUCGACAUCAGUGUGCGCAAAAUGAAGGAGGGGCCUACGCCACUGCACAUGGCUGUGCUUAAGCAGAACGCUGCUAUUGUUGAGCUGCUUCUCAGUAACGGAGCGGAUACGAACGCACCAGCGCAUAUGUCGAUCCCCUCUGAGGCGGAGGUAGACCGGCGCCCUGUCAAGUUUGUAGGCACGGCUAUCGAACUUGCCGCGCGCAAUAGGUAUGCGAAUGGCCAGGUUGUGAAGGUCUUCAGAGAGUAUCUGCAGGCAUAUCAGGCGGUGUAUAUAUCUCACGCGCAGAUAGCCGCCUCUACCAGUGGAGUGGACACUUGCUACAUAUGCCGGGGCAAGCGCACCGAGGUGUGUCCGGCAUGUAGAACCACAGACGGGAGGCAUAGCCCACAACAGGCGCUGCUGGAGGGUGUGGAUCAUGGUACAUCGGUUCCCUUAUUAGAGGGUGGGCCGUAUGAUCACGCAGGAAUUAAGCAAGACAACGAGACAGUUGUUGGUGUUGUUGGUGUGAGCGGAAAACGGAAGAAUGCCGAAGUCCACUCCACUGUGGCUGUGGGUGUGGGUGCGGGGGCUACACCCGGCGCCCAGAAUAAGAGGAGGAAGAAAGAGUACAUGAAUAGCCUGGUUACACAGGAACCUGUUUAUAGUACACCGGCUCAAGCUGGUAGUACAGUUGCCCAGGCUAGUACCACGGUUACUCAGGUUGAGAAAGAGACGCAGCAGGACAGGAGAGUCACCAGGACUCAGGUGGAGGACAAGAUCAGUUCGUGCACACUCUCUUGAAGCCCAUGCAUUGGAGUGCGUACCGUUUACAACCACAUACUACGCAGCUGAGUCACGCGCCUGCAACCAGCUCAAGGUUCGAAGAGGUGAAAGAUGGGGGGAUACACUGUCGAGAUGCCAGUUCAUUGAACUGCCUAUCUUGUAUAUCUUGUACGUGCACGUGCGGCGCAACGGAGACACACCUCUGCAGCCAGAUUAGGCUUGGUCUCACACUCGCUUGAUGAGUCGUAUGAGUGCUGCCGCCAUCCCCACUGCGCGUGUACCACACACACACACCCCAGUCUAUUCAUGUACACGGCAGGCUCUGCCGCCGGUGUAGAAGCAGUGCCACCCUACUGCGUGCGACGAGGUUCAAUUGUGUGUGUAGAGGAGGGGACAUCUCUGUGCCAAGCCAAUUGAUGUGAUGGUCUCUGCCUGACAACCCCGUUGUACACCCACUACCCGUCAUAGCUGUCCGUGGGUGCGGCCCAGCCGAGAUUUUGCCGUGCAGGAAGCGCCGCACGCGCGUGGAAAUCGGCCUGAGCCCGGGAGCUGUAUCGCUGUAUAUACGGAUCAGGUAUGUACGUGGAAGAGCACCGCAGUAUCCCUGAGCCGGGUGUGUAUUCAACAAGCACACUCGUGCGACUGUGGUCUAGAGGUCUCUGUGAGGCAUUCAGACGCUGUUUACACUGAGUGUAGGCAACCUAAUGUACCGUGCUUUCGAGCUGGUAGAGCCCCGCACACCGGGACUACAUAUCCAUCCAGGGGUGUUUGAGGAGGAGAAGCCCUCUUGCACAUCAACUUUUAAAUUUAAUGUGCGUCUAGAAGUGCUAAGUAGAGUUGACUGGACGGUCUCGCAGUAUAUAGUUGUUGCCGCUCCCCCAGCACCCAGUACGUUGAUGAACCACCAUUCCGCCCCGAUUGCUUCUGGACCUGUUAGGUGCUGUUCUAGUCGGCUUGAGUUAUUGAACCUGCACUUGGACUACGCUCAAUAAAGGUGGGCACUACAUUUUGGCCG
This is a messenger RNA of Sphaeroforma arctica JP610, 2977 nucleotides long. RefSeq lists its product as hypothetical. The record is from RefSeq and is a predicted model, not a curated record. Bases 1 to 1980 code for a protein of 659 amino acids. The transcript has 8 exons. Gene Ontology annotation, cellular component: cytoplasm; nucleus. NCBI's taxonomy places the organism in Eukaryota, Ichthyosporea, Ichthyophonida. Gene Ontology annotation, molecular function: protein binding.